Molecule: messenger RNA, 1560 nt
Organism: Zea mays
Lineage: Eukaryota; Viridiplantae; Streptophyta; Magnoliopsida; Poales; Poaceae
Exons: 3
Coding region: 552-1346 (264 amino acids)
Biological process (GO): proteolysis
Molecular function (GO): zinc ion binding; aspartic-type endopeptidase activity; nucleic acid binding
Source: RefSeq, a predicted model, not a curated record
CCAGACAACCUCAACCCACCCCCUGAGCCAUGGAUGAACCACGACUUACCACCUCCACCACCUAGCCCAAAUCACCACGAUCUACCCCCACCACCACCACCACCUAACCACAACCCACAUAACUUACCGCCACCACCUCCCAAUCCAAAUCCACAAAACCCAUAUCCACCGCCUGAACCACCAGUACCUACUCUAGCUCAGCUGAUGGCCAACCAGAACCAGUUCAUGGAAGCUAUGGGCACACCGCACACUGCUCAUAGCUCACCAAGCCCCACACCACGGCGUCAAUGGCUACCGUCGCGAUCCACACCCAGAAACCCUCACUCGCAAGAUCGAGGGGUUCAUCAAGCUGAGGCCUCCCACCUUUGACUUCACUGAAGACCCACUGGAAGCAGAAGUCUAGCUAAGAGAAAUUGAGAAGAAGCUAGACCUCCUGACAUGCACCGAUGAGGAAUGUGUGGCCCUCGCCACUCACCAGAUGACCGGCGCUGCACGAGCCUGGUGGGACAGCUUCUGUGAAACCCAUCCAGACCCUGCUAGCAUCUCAUGGGAUGAGUUCACCACUGCCUUCCGUGAGUUCUGUGUCCCCUAAGGAGAUCCUGGUUCACAAGGCAGAAGAGUUUCGCAAGCUCAAGCAGGGGACUCAGCGCGUUCAGGAAUACGCGAGUGUGUUCACCAAGAUGAUGAGGUAUGCUCCAGAUGAGACCAGUACAGACAAGAAGAAGCAGUAUUGGUUCAAGCAAGGGCUCCAUCGUGCGCUCAGAACUCACCUCGCCACCCAUGACUUUCCCUCGCUCUGCCACAUGGUGAGCAAAGCAAUCGUUGUUGAAAGGGAGAGGUUGGACUAUGAGGACAGUGUGGGGUUUAGGAGGAAGCGCACUGGUCCCCCGAACCGCCUAGGGCCAUCUCAGCGCCCUCAGACCGGGCUACACCAGUCCAGCAGAGGCACACCCUGCCCCAGCGCUAGUGUGCCCAGCCCCAGCUAUGGGAACACCAGUUACCAGAACCCGAGCUACCCAAAGCCAGCAGCUUCACAUCAAGCAGUUAGUGUGGCAAGGCCAGCAGCCCCGGCUCCGUCCUCAGGAAGCUCGUUCAUCUUCACUUGCUUCGCGUGCAGAAACCCAGGCCAUCGUGCAGCAGACUGCCCCAGCAGGAGGCAGCCAGUGUACCUGCGUCCUAGACAGUACCAGACUCCGGCUAAGUCACCAGCAACCGGAGGCACCCCUCAAGCCAGUCAGGUGCGUGUACCUCCGCCAGCAGCAAGAGGAAGGCUGAACAACCUGACCACCGAGGACGCUGCAGACGCCUCCGACGUCGCGCUCGAAGCGAGGUCACGAGAGACCUGAAGACCAAAUUGGAGAAGUACCUGGAGUUGCACCCAAAAAGGUUAAGAACAGGUACCAUCGAAGGAGAAUCAUGAAGAUGAGUUCGGAGAGAUCUAGGCCGUCGUCUCCCAGUCAACUAUGUUGGUGCGGAGGAUCGUCAUUAACAUGUGGUGUAUCUUAUUUAGUUAUUUUGUACAGAACUCCGAUUAUUUAAUAAAGAUAUGACAUUGAUUUC